CGCCGGCUCACCGCGAUUCGACCACGACCGUUUUCGCUUGACGUUGUCAUUUUCAUCGGUUCACAAUUAACAGAUCUCUAUGCAAUCCAAAUUCUUCAGUCAACAUUUCAGUAUGAAACUAACUGUCAGAUGAUAGCUCUUUCCGAAUAUAAUGCACGAAUUGCGGAUGAGAUCGAUGUCUCCCUCUGUUCUCGUUGGUAUUAUAAUAAAGGUUUUGCUCUUUUACGCAUGAUAGAGCGUAUGAUCACGUGGAAUAAAUUUCAAUUAGCUGUUACAGAAUAUUUUAACAAAUUUAAGUUUCGUCCUGCCACUCCUUCUAAUCUUUGGACCACCUUACAACGUAGACUUGAUGACAGUACGAAUCAAAUGGUUGGAAUUAAUGAAAUUAUGGAUACGUGGUUAAGUCAAAGAUACUAUCCUGUUAUAAAUGUUUUUCACAAUCGUCAAAAUAAUACAGUGAUAUUAAAUAUCACUGGUGGUGUCGACAUGAGAAAAUACACGUGGAUAGUACCGACAACUUAUACUUCAUAUAAUCCUUUGUCUUACAUGAUCAGUGAUGUUGUGAUAACUACUUCUGAAAUUACAACUAUUAAGCUGGAGCAUAAUAUUGAUUUUGUUAUAUUUAAUAGAGAACAAAAUGGAUACUUUCGCGUGAAUUAUGAUGAAAAUAGUUGGAAUCGAAUUGCAAAUGCUUUGCACUCUGAUAAUUGUAAUCAAAUAAAUAUCCUCAAUCGCGCGCAAUUGAUUGAUGAUGCAUAUUAUUUUAUGACACAAGACUACAUAUCACCGCUUACAUUUUGGAGAAUUGCAAGUUAUUUAAAGCACGAUGUAAGUUACAUAGCCUGGUAUCCCAUGUUUAAUAUUCUAUCGUUUAUGUGGCCUAUUUGGAAUAAUCCGGCUACGGGAGUGAAACAUAUCAAGGAAGAAGUGCGUCAAAUAUUGGACGGCUUACUUCAAAAUUUGGAAUACGAAGAAAGAAAUUAUGAGAACGAUAUGUAUAAAACACUGAGAUUAUUAGGAACAAGAUGGGCUUGCAAAUUAGGGCAUAGAAAGUGUCAAAUAACUGCUACGACAAAAUUGUCUGGCUAUUUAUUCGAUCCUAAUAAAAACAAAUUUUCACCAUGGUGGAAGGAUUGGGUAUAUUGUGCCGGUAUGAGUUUGGCCAACGAAGCUAUAUCGCAGAUGUUGUUUGAAAAAUACAAAAAUACCACGGAUAUAGAUAUUUUGAAAUAUUUGUUUUGCUCAGAUGAUGCACAAAUUAUCGUGAAGUAUAUGGAGGAAGUGUUUCUCGAACUUGGAAAUGUACUAUCGCAUAAGAAUUUAAAUGAACUUUAUCGAAUUGUUAUAAAGAAACACAUAAGGAAAAAUGAUGUGCUGAAAUACUUCAUACAGCAUUAUUCGAGAAUAAUCUGGUGGCAAGACACUUUUGUUCAAAACGCAAAAGUGUUAGGUAACAUGAUAAUGAAUGUAUAUUUAAAUGAAGAUAUCCAUGUGAUUGUAGAAUUUGCAAAUAAAGCCAAUUCACACAAAAUAAAUCUGGACGACAUAUAUCGAAUAGUAAGCGUUCAACGGAAAAGAAUUCAAACAAUGCAAAAAAUAAUUUACUCGUCAUGAAUAAGAAAAGCAGGACAUAUAAUUUCUAAAUGAACGAGUUUACAAAAUAUGAUGGAAUUCAAAUAAUUAAAGUGGCCAAACUGAGCGUUAUUGCAAAUUGGGCAGUUGAUUGAGAUAUCUGUGUCUAAAAUUAUGAUGUUUGUUUUAUAUAGAUGUAUUUUUAUGAUAUUUUAUUAUCACAUUAUUCUUACAUUUCCAUGUUUCUAUUGUUCAUGUCUUUUAUUUACAUGUAUUUGUACACAUACAUUGUACAUUAUAUGAUAAUAAUAUACAGGAUGUCUCAGAACUUUGGGACACGGGCUCC
Molecule: messenger RNA, 1918 nt
Organism: Harpegnathos saltator (Jerdon's jumping ant)
Lineage: Eukaryota; Metazoa; Arthropoda; Insecta; Hymenoptera; Formicidae
Product: thyrotropin-releasing hormone-degrading ectoenzyme-like
Exons: 9
Coding region: 130-1614 (494 amino acids)
Biological process (GO): peptide catabolic process; proteolysis
Cellular component (GO): membrane; cytoplasm
Molecular function (GO): zinc ion binding; metalloaminopeptidase activity; peptide binding
Source: RefSeq, a predicted model, not a curated record